This is a messenger RNA of Dermacentor andersoni, 2193 nucleotides long. Its product is annotated as tectonic-like complex member MKS1. Gene Ontology annotation, cellular component: MKS complex. The record is from RefSeq and is a predicted model, not a curated record. Gene Ontology annotation, biological process: cilium assembly. Lineage: Eukaryota; Metazoa; Arthropoda; Arachnida; Ixodida; Ixodidae.
AUGCGUGGCAUCGGUUACGAGUGGAUCGGCUGCGUCGAAGUGGCGCACUUCUCGCACCCGUUCGAGCUCGAGCUGGAGAGGACGGCGGGCGACGGCGACCAAGAAGCAGGUUUCGCGCUGGUGGGCCGGCUGUUCGUCGAGGUGCUGUCCUUGGAUUGCUGGAACAGGCUGCGCGUGGAAGGCUACGCCUACUGCGACCUACUCGAAAGCCCCGGCCAGAGGGAGCUGUCGCUGCUCACGUGGCGGCCUCUGUCCCGUAGCCUGGUCUCGCGCAUGCGCAGGUUCUUCACGGGCGGAGAUCCCCCGCUGGAAGACCUCUGCGCUGCCGGCACAUCGACCGCUGCGGCCUCGUCCGAACAAAACGGCGACGCAGAGCGGAGCAAGAGGCUCACCAGGUACUCCCUGUGCACGGAAUCCAGCGGAACUGUGAAGGUGCUACUGAAUGUCGUCCGCCAGACCACGUUCAAAGCCAGGGAGACGGAGAUAGCACGACGAGUUCUGGGGUCGAUUGGACGGCAGGUGAGCCAGUCAAGCAUCACUGCCGUGUUGGCAUCCUUUCACCGGGCCAGGAGCAGGAUGCUGGCGGCACGUGCCAGGCACGCAGCCUUGGCCCAGGCCUGAGCAACAAGUGAAGGAGUGCUGCCCUGAAGCAAGCAAUGAUGACUGCACAGUGCAUUUCCUAGUACAAAUCUCGUAACAUCAAGUUUUAGCCUGCUCAUACAUGUGCUAACAUUAUGGUGGAAACAUAGACGGCAGCAGUAUCGCUGUUAGCGAUGGCUUGUGAUGCUUUGUUCAACCAAAACAUGUUAGACCUGUCUUACUGCACAAAGCAGUAUUGUCCUAGGGAACCGAAUUAAAGCAUAACGCUGUUGUGUAACAUUAUAGCGUAAUGCGCUUUAUGGAAUUCAGAUUUGGCAAUUUCUUGUGACGAGUGUAUUCAUGCUGCAUUCGUUGUUGUUAUCAUUUGUGCAGUUGUGUCUGUCCUGCUGUUAACUGUUUUGCACACUCUGACUCCUGUCAUUCCAAUUGAAUUUUAUUGGUAGGCCGAGUGAAGUUUAUUUGCAGACACAAUAUGAACUAACAUUGCGUUCAGUACGAGCUGCAAGACAAUGCCCGUGGUCGAAGGAGCCGAGUGGCAGCGCCAACAUGCACAAAAUUAGUGAAUGAAACAGUAUUCCAAUAAGUGAUAUUUAUUAAACCAUAUUUUUGUAGGUCGGCGCGGCCAUGCAAUCUUGGAGUCCGUUCGACCGAUGGCACUGUGUUGCAGCUCAUACUGAACGCAACUGUACAUCUGGUUAGGUUACUGUGGAGUUACAAGAAACCGUAAUGCAAAUAAGUCAAGUGUAAGCGACGCCAACAUGCGUGGCAUGCGCUGAACAACCUAGAUGCACCCAACACGAUGAGCAGAGGAGAUCCAGUUGUGUAUAGCCGUGACCCCACCAGCCCAUCGUGUUGGGUGUAUCUAGAUCGUUCAGUGCGUACUACAUGUCAGCAUCACUUACACUCUACUUCUUGGUUUUGGUUCCUUAUUCUUGUCACUCCACAGCAACCAAACUGGGUGUCUGUCAUAUCAUGCCUGUACAUAAACUUCACCCAGCCUGCCAAUGAAAUUCAGUUGGAAGCUUACACUUGUGUCUGUCUCUUCACAUGUUUUUGCCCCCUAGUUUGUGUACAAAGACCUGCUGUCAUGUCUUGACCUGUGUCUUCUUGUCUCACAUGAGUCUUCUUGCUGAGAGAAAAAGGCAGUGGAACUGCAAUGGCUUUUGUGAUUACGUUGCUGCCGAUGUCUUUAUUUGAGCAGCUAAGCAGAAUAAAGAUGGUCAUUGCAACAAUAGUUCAGUGUGCCCCGAGUGAACUCAGCAUCACAAGACGGCACAACCAGCACUACUGACUACAUCCAAAUGUUUGGAAUUCUGUAAAUGGUGUACUUAUAUGGACAGGCUCAAAGCUCUUAUGGCUCUUGCUAUGGUUUCAAUGGUGUUGCCUGUCUAACAUCAACCUUGCCGUUUCAAUGAGGAGUCAAAAAGUGGCUUCAUUGCUGGCUGUUGUGGUGCUCUUACGAGGAUGGUUGGGGAUGAUGUUGCAAUGAUGUUGAGAUGCAGUGCUUUACAAAGGUCGUUCAUAAGGUUCACAGCAUUUCCAUGAAAGAGCAGAACUUGAGCAAUGAGACCCGGGUGGGAGUUCAACCUGAGC